This is a messenger RNA of Coccomyxa subellipsoidea C-169, 1260 nucleotides long. RefSeq lists its product as hypothetical. The transcript is spliced from 6 exons. NCBI's taxonomy places the organism in Eukaryota, Viridiplantae, Chlorophyta, Trebouxiophyceae, Coccomyxaceae. The record is from RefSeq and is a predicted model, not a curated record. The coding region runs from base 1 to 1260 and encodes 419 amino acids.
AUGCUGCGCAGCUGGCCGGGUCAGGGGCGCCGGCUGCACCAGAAGUCCUCCUCACCUCCUAGCAGCCCCUCAGGCAACUGGGGGGGUAACGGCAAGAAGGGCGGUGGCGGCGACUGGAAGGGAGAUGGCAAGAAGGACGAGGGCAAAAAGGACGACGGCAAGAAGGACCCCAACCAGUGCUGGAACAGCCGCGGCCGGCUGGCGCCGGCUGCAGCGGUCACCGGAGCGUUCGGCCAGGCUGCGAUCAGCACAGGAGACCUCGCUGGUGACACUCCAGGAGACGUCCCUGCUCCAGCACCAGUGGCAGCUACCGUGCAGGAUUCCUCAGCAGCGCUCGAUCUCAGCGCAGACUCUCCUGUGGAAACAUCUCCUCCUGUCCCUGCCCCAGCUCCUGCCCUGCCAAGAGCGCCUGCCAAGGCCCCUGCCAAGGCGCCGGCACGCCCCAAGGCACCGGCCCUUGCUCCAGCCAGGGCACCCAGCAAGGCCCCCAGCAGCAAGGCUCCCAGCAGGGCACCAGCACCCAAGCCAGUUGCGCGCACCACCUCCCUCCAGUCCAGCGCCCCAUCCCAGGCGCGCAGCUGCUUUGCUCCCGCUCCGGGGCCGGCCACAACAGGCAGCGGCAACACGACGGCGGACAUAACAAAUGUGAUCCAGGCGCGGGCGGGAGUGUUCACGCGCGCCAACACGCUGUUCCUGGCCGGUGUGUCAUCGCGCGUUGACUGGACCGCUGAUCUGGCGGAGCGCGGCAAGCGCACCGGCCGCUUCCGCCUCGACUACUUCCUCAGCGCCUCCUUCAACCAGAGCGACCCCUCCGGCAGCGCCUGGCUCGGCAACCCCCAGGCGGUGAUAUGGGGGGUCAAGGACGGCGCAGCGAACGAGACCAGCAUGGUGGCAAUCCUGUCGGAGCCGCGCUACAACGCCUCAGGAGACACGCUCAGCUUUGCGGUGCAGCCGGUGACGGAGGCAGCUUCCCUGAAGCUGAGUGAAGGCACGGCCAACGCUGCCCUGUUGGGCGACCCAGCCAGCCGCCUCAACAGCACUACCGUGGGGCUCAUCUUGAAGGACAUUGUCAUCUACAUCGAUGACUCCACUGGGGAUGGUCCAGAACAGGCAGCCAGGCAGAAGACAUCGUUGGUGGGAAUUGGGCCUUGGGGCAAUGCCUGGAACCCCUGCUGGGGCGUGGGGAGACAGGGCGUCUGGCGGGACGACAGGGUCCGCAGCAACUACUUUGGAUGCGGCUCAGGCAUUCGGUUUGGGUGA